UAACCCGGCGGUCCAUUAUGGACUUGAUUCCACCUUUUUCCAGCAAUCUUACAAACUGCAUCCAUCCAUUAUGUCAGGGUGGAACUGGAGUGAGAGGUGGGGUUCAUCCAGAGACGUAGAUGAAUAUAAAAAUAUGAACUCAAGCUGUGCUGGAGAUCUUCAGUCUUUACACAGACCUGUCCACCAGGUGUCAGUGUGAGGACAGAGGAAGAAGAAGAAGAGCUUACUGUCUGUUACAUAACUGCAGAUCAGUGAAUGUUAGCACCUGUAAUGACAAAUAAAUAAAUCAAAUAAUGAUUAUUAGAACAUUAAAACACACAGUUCACAGGACAGAUCAGCAGUUUUUACACGAUCAAACAAUAAAAACUGAUUAAAAGUGACAUUUUUCAUUGUUGUUGUUGUUGCUGAUGGAGAAAUUGCUGAGUGUCUCUGGGCUCGGUGCCAGAGGGAUGCAGAGGGGUGGUGCAGGAUGGAUGGAUGGAUGGAUGGAUGGAGUGUAGAGGGGUGGAUGGGGGGUGCACAGAUGCCAUGUGCCUUUUACAUAACAGCAUCAUCAUCAUCAUCAUCAUCCCUCAGCUGUGUGUGCCGCAUUGCCCCGAGCCUGCAGGGGGGUGGAGGAGGUGCGGGGUGGUGACGCACGCAGGGUGUGCGUGAAUCCGCGUGAAUCCGCGUGCAUGUUUGUCUCCACUGCAUCAAAAUAAACGUGCAUUAAAAAAAAAAAAAACAGAAAGAGGAGGUUUGUUUAUUAGCUCUACCUGUCGCCGUCCGGUAGGCGGUGUUAAUAACAGAGGGGUGUGUUUGUUUGUGUGGGGGGAGGUGGGCGGAGCCCGCUCGGACAUGAGUAAAUGACGUCAGCCCGCAGGUCGCCCUGAGCAGUGAAACAAACAUGGCGACAGAAUGGAGCGGGCAGCAGGGUUACAUCCUCACCGUCAUCAUCUUCCUGUGGAGCGCCGUCGGCGGGCGCACGGAGACGGCGGCCGGAGUGAGCGGGGGAGCCGGCGGCGGCGGCGGCAGCGGCGGCGGUGCCGGUGCUGGUGGUGGUGGAGCCGCCGGUGCUGGCCGGGGCAGCGGCGGGAGCCAGGUGCUCGGCAUGCGGUUAGAGAGGAGCGACAAGCCGGCGAGCACCACUGACGACGGUGUCAUCCAGGUGACCGAGGAGAGCUCCGUGCAGCUCCGGUUCUACGGGGUGCAGCUCCACUCGGGCGCCUGGACGCAGAUCCGCUUCACGGAGCUCACAGACGGAGGAGGAGGAGGAGGAGGUGAAGCGGAGGAUGAGGAGGCGGCGGCGGCUAGAGGAGGUGGAGGAGGAGGCAGCGGCAUGAUGGAGGCUCCCGACAGGACUUGUGUUGAUUUCACCAAGGACAUCAUCGUCGGGAGCUUCAUGAACGUCAGCAGCCGCGGCACGUCGGGGCUCCUCACCGUGCACGUCAAGCCGCUCCGCAAGAGCGAGCCGCAGAAGGAGUACGCCCUGUGCACGCCGGGCAGCGGCGGAGGGUGGGUGCUGCUGGGGGACAGCGAUGGCCGGAUGCUGGUGGUGGAGGAGAAGAAGUCCCUGCUGCCCCUGUGGCUGCAGGUCAUCCUCAUCUGCUGCCUGCUGGUGCUCUCGGGCAUGUUCAGCGGGUUGAACCUCGGGCUGAUGGCGUUGGACCCCAUGGAGCUCCGCAUCGUCCAGAGCUGCGGCACCGACAAGGAGAAGAAAGACGCCCGGAAGAUCGAACCCAUCCGCAGCAAAGGGAACUACCUCCUCUGCUCUUUGCUCCUGGGGAACGUCUUGGUGAACACCACCCUCACCAUCCUCCUGGAUGAUCUGAUCGGGUCGGGGUUGGGCGCCGUGGUGGCCUCCACCGUUGGGAUCGUCAUCUUCGGCGAGAUCGUCCCCCAGGCGCUGUGCUCCCGUCACGGGCUGGCCGUGGGCGCCAACACCAUCGUGUUGACCAAGUUCUUCAUGUUGCUCACCUUCCCGUUGUCGUUCCCCGUCAGCAAGCUGCUGGACGUCCUGCUGGGUCAGGAGAUCGGCACCGUCUACAACCGGGAGAAGCUGGUGGAGAUGCUGAAGGUGACGGAGCCGUACAACGACCUGGUGAAGGAGGAGUUGAACAUGAUCCAGGGUGCCCUGGAGCUCAGGACCAAAACCGUGGAGGACGUGAUGACCCCUCUGGGGAACUGCUUCAUGAUCCAGGCGGACGCCGUGCUGGACUUCAACACCAUGUCUGAGAUCAUGGAGAGCGGCUACACCCGUAUCCCGGUGUACGACGACGAGAGGUCCAACAUCGUGGACAUCCUGUACGUGAAGGAUCUGGCCUUCGUGGACCCGGACGACUGCACCACUUUGAAGACCAUCACCAAGUUCUACAACCACCCGGUGCACUUCGUGUUCCACGACACGAAGCUGGACGCCAUGCUGGAGGAGUUCAAGAAAGGUAAAUCCCACCUGGCCAUCGUCCAGAAAGUCAACAACGAAGGGGAGGGAGAUCCUUUCUACGAGGUGCUGGGAUUGGUCACUCUAGAGGACGUCAUCGAGGAGAUCAUCAAGUCAGAGAUCCUGGAUGAGUCUGACCUUUACACUGACAACAGAAACAGGAAAAAGGUCGACCCUAAUAAAAACAAGCCCGACUUCUCGGCCUUCAAGAGCGACGCCGACAAUAAAGUGAAGAUCUCUCCUCAGCUCAUGCUGGCGGCUCAUCGUUUCCUGGCUACAGAGGUGACCCUGUUCAGCCCGUUCCAGAUCACGGAGAGAGUCCUGCUGAGGAUCCUCAGACACCCGGACGUUAUCCAGGAUCUCAAGUUCAACGACAGCGACAAACGUUCGCCGCAGCACUUCCUCUACCAGAGAGGAAAACCCGUCGACUACUUCGCCCUCAUCCUGCAGGGACGGGUGGAGGUUGAAGCCGGAAAUGAAAACAUGAAAUUUGAAACCGGUCCGUUCUCGUACUACGGAGUCAUGGCACUGAGCUCGCCAUCACUGGCCGUCACCCCUCCUCUCUCCCCAUCAGUGGCGUCUCCCCCUCCGCGGCGCCUCUCUCUUAAGAGGUUUUCUCUGUUCUCUCGUUUCCCAGAGUUUCGCUCUCCGUCGCACGGCGGCAACCUCAACCGCUCCGCGUCUCUGAGCUGCACUGAGCGCGCUCCAGAAAGCGGCUCCGUCACCGGCAGCGUCACUCAGAUCCCGGGCACCCCCUUCCAGUACAUACCGGACUUCUGCGUACGCGCUCUCACGGACCUGCAGUUCGUCAAGAUCACUCGUGCUCAGUACCAGAACGGUCUCCUGGCCUCCAGGCUGGACAGCAUGCCACAGUCCCCAGAAGGCAGCCACACCCGUCUGGACACAACCAACUUUUUGCCCUCCGUGUCGCCACCGGGGACCCGCAAUCCACUGCCGCUGGCCACACCUCCAGCAAGACGCCAGCCGUCCACCACUCAGCCGCCACCGCCGGCGGGCAGCCGCACUGGUGCUUCGUCCCAGACCACCACCACCUCCUUCUCCGGCCGCAGACCGAGCCAGUCUCUGCCCCAAGCCGUCCCGCCUCAGAGCAACCACGCCGCCCUCCCCCUAACCUCUCCAUCGACCUUUAACCCCCACUCAACUCAAACCUCCUCCCUCGCCUCCAAGCCCCAGCAGUCGCCGACUUCUGCCGGGCCGGAGAACGGGCCGGGGGAGACCACCACUCUGCUCAGUGAGCAGCAGAACUGUGUGGGCCCGCGUAGGCCCAGCCACACCCAAUCACACGUUCACACCAUCAGUCACGCACACACUGAAAGCACCAUCUAACCAACGUACAUAACACACACCCUCGCACUUCUUCUUCUUCUUCUUCUUGUUCCUGUUUGCUCGUUGUCUCCCGAAGUGCAGAUGUGCAGAGGAUCAGCACAUUUGUGUAUUUUGUAAACAGAGAUCCUCCUCCAUCCCGUCCUGCAUGUUCCCGUCCCGACACUGUAACAGAUGGAGAAUGGACUGAACAGGGAACACUGAGUGAGCGUGGUUAGAAAUGUAGACGGGUUGUGUGUGUGUGUGUGUGUUUGUUUGUGUGUGUGUGUUUGUGUGUGAUCAGUUCACCCAUGUCACAAAAAGACUGCGGUGGUUUUAGUUUUAUCUGUCCGGGUGGUUUUGAGAUUUCUGCCUUCAGCUCAGCGAACGUGUCUUUACAGAAAACAAUAUUCCAACUAAUGGACCAUGAAAGAGAGACAGCUAAUGCUAGCUAUGCAAGCUGUUUGUGAAAGUGACACAGUUAAUGCUAGCUGGGGUCUCUCCUCUUGAAAAGGAGUUAGCUAAGGCUAGCUGAACCCUUUCCGCGUGAAAGAGAGACCGCUAAUGAUAGUUAGAGACAGUUAAUGCUAGCUGGGGUCUCUCUUCUUGAAAAGGAGUUGGCUAAGGCUAGCUGAACCCUUUCCGUAUGAAAGAGAGACAGUUAAUGCUAGCUGGACCCUCUUCUUGUAAAAGAGAGACAGCUAAUACUAGCUAUGCAAGCUGUUUGUGAAAGAGAGACAGUUAAUGCUAGCUGGGCUCUCUCCUCUUGAAAAGGAGUUAGCUAAGGCUAGCUGAACCCUUUCCGUGUGAAAGAGAGACAGUUAAUGCUAGCUGGGCUCUCUUCUCUUGAAAAGAAGUUAGCUUAAGGCUAGCUGAACCCUUUCCAUGUGAAAGAGAGACCGUUAAUGUUAGCUAGAGAGUGAGAGAGCUAAUACUAGCUGGGCUCUCUUCUCUUGAAAAGAAGUUAGCUUAAGGCUAGCUGAACCCUUUCCGUGUGAAAGAGAGACCGCUAAUGAUAGCUAGAGACAGUAAAUGCUAGCUGGGCUCUCUCCUCUUGAAAAGGAGUUAGCUAAGGCUAGCUGAACCCUUUCCGUGUGAAAGAGAGACAGUUAAUGCUAGCUGGGCUCUCUUCUCUUGAAAAGAAGUUAGCUUAAGGCUAGCUGAACCCUUUCCGUGUGAAAGAGAGACCGUUAAUGUUAGCUAGAGAGUGAGAGAGCUAAUACUAGCUGGGCUCUCUUCUCUUGAAAAGAAGUUAGCUUAAGGCUAGCUGAACCCUUUCCAUGUGAAAGAGAGACCGUUAAUGUUAGCUAGAGAGUGAGAGAGCUAAUACUAGCUGGGCUCUCUUCUCUUGAAAAGAAGUUAGCUUAAGGCUAGCUGAACCCUUUCCGUGUGAAAGAGAGACCGCUAAUGAUAGCUAGAGACAGUAAAUGCUAGCUGGGCUCUCUCCUCUUGAAAAGGAGUUAGCUAAGGCUAGCUGAACCCUUUCCGUGUGAAAGAGAGACAGUUAAUGCUAGCUGGGCUCUCUUCUCUUGAAAAGAAGUUAGCUUAAGGCUAGCUGAACCCUUUCCGUGUGAAAGAGAGACAGUUAAUGCUAGCUGGACCCUCUUCUUGUAAAAGAGAGACAGCUAAUACUAGCUACGCAAGCUGUUUGUGAAAGUGAGACAGAUAAUGCUAGCUGGGCUCUCUCCUCUUGAAAAGGAAUUAGCUAAGGCUAGCUGAACCCUUUCUGUGUGAAAGAGAGACCGCUAAUGAUAGCUAGAGAGAGAGAGAGCUAAUGCUAAUUGGGCUCUCAUGAAAAGGAGUUAGCUAAGGCUAGCUGAACCCUCUCCUUAUGGAAGAGAGACAGCUUGUUUUAAAAGGGAAAAUCAUUGUGUACUAAGUACUACUACAGUACUACUACAGUACUACUGUACUGGUUCUUUAGCCUGUAGCGCACAGUUAGAAAUGUAAAUUUUCAACGUUUUAAGCAACACAAACAAAAUUAUAUCUCAAAAUCUCUGCACGUUAAACAGAAACUACUCGCAAGUUUUUUUGUAAUUCACGUGAACCGACCCUUUUUAAGUCAUCACUGGUAAGACAUUAACAUAAAACACAUCAGUGCUUUAAGGCUACUGUUAAAGAGGAGUCAGUUUAGUUGCUUUUAUUUAGUUUCUAUUUAUUUUUCCCAAAGAGUGAAACUUCCAAAAAAAACUAUACAAGUUAACUUGUAUUUUCAUUUUUUUCAAUAAGUAUGAUUUUAGUCAGGUCUUGUUCAAGUGUGUUGUUCGCACUUUAGAUGGCUUUUAUUACGAAUGAAUCAGUGUGUCUGUGCUGAGCUGUCAGUGAAUCAAUUCAAAAACCAGCAAACGGACCAGAUUCACUGUACUGAGUCAAAGUUUAAACAACCAUACCGGUGAUUUUGUUGGGGAUGUUUUCGUAGUUAAGAGGCUAAGACAAAAAUCACAGUAUGGUCCUUUUAAGUUAAUGUUACUAGUGAUGUGAAGGUGGGUGUCUUCCUCGCCUACCUCCUGACCUCUUAUUUAAUUUCCAAGAGUGAUAUUAUGAUAUUUAUUUUACGUUAUAUUGAUUUAAAUUGUUUUAUAUUUUAGAGAUUUUAUUUAUUAUUUGCUUUCUUUGGUUGAAGGACGAGCUGCAGAUGACACUAAACUGCACAUUUAUCGUGAACAGCUUCCACUAAAUACUCUGUAUACACUGUGAAUAGAGUCAGCAGCUCCUUCUCGAAGCUUCUUCACGACGUCAAGACACGAAACGGGAUCUGAAGUUGUUGUAACACUGUGGAUUAAUGUCGGAAGUUACUGUGGGUUUCUUUAAUUUUUAUUUAUUUCCACUGACACGAAGACCAAAUACCCAAAGAAACGGGUAGCUUAGCUUACAGUUUUCAGCACAGUUAGCGUUUCUACAUCUUCUCUGCACAAAAUGUCUGACGCCAGAGCUACGAGGCAGAACCACAGAUUCUAUAAAGAAUGGACGGCUAACGUAACGUGAGCUAACGUAACGUGAGCUAACCUAAACAAAAGGCUAGCUUGAAAGAAUAUUAAAGUUUGACAUUUUGAGGAAAUUGUCUUUCUUGCCAAGAGUUGUAUGAGAAGAUUAGUACGACUCUGUUAAUUAAAAAUGAGGCUAUGGCAGUUAGUCUCAGCAGCGUCCCAGAAGCGGCUAAUCUUCGUAAAUUUCAACAGAGCACCA
This is a messenger RNA of Larimichthys crocea (large yellow croaker), 6928 nucleotides long. It is a transcript of the gene cnnm4a, whose product is annotated as metal transporter CNNM4. Gene Ontology annotation, biological process: magnesium ion homeostasis; magnesium ion transport. The record is from RefSeq and is a predicted model, not a curated record. Gene Ontology annotation, cellular component: plasma membrane. The transcript is spliced from 8 exons. Lineage: Eukaryota; Metazoa; Chordata; Actinopteri; Sciaenidae. Bases 887 to 3766 code for a protein of 959 amino acids. Gene Ontology annotation, molecular function: magnesium ion transmembrane transporter activity; sodium ion transmembrane transporter activity.